AUCUAUCGGCGUGCAUCUGUGGGCUUGUACUUGGUGUUGGUGUUCCAGCUAGUGUUUCUGUUGCUGCUCUUGUGAAGAAUGGUUGUGGGUGUCUAACACCGUGUUCACCUUUCACUCCUCUUAACAAUGUUAAAUUCCUCUAGGAAUUUCUAGCUAAUUCUGUUAAUUCUGUGCAUCGGUAUAGAGCUCCUAGGGCUCUAUGGUUUUGUGUGCAUAGGAGUGUGAGGUUGUAGUCCGGUGUGUGCCUUGAGUGUGGCAUAGGUUGUCUAUAUCCCUGACUGUGGAUAUUUCACUUUCUGUCCCCACCUGUCUGUGAGCAAUAACCUAUGAGCAUGAGCUGUAUCCCUCCAUUUUUGAGUCUUACUAGUAAUACACAUUUUUAUCAUCUUCCCAUGGCUGUGCCUGUAUAAAUGUACAGGUGUGUGUGUGGUGCAUGAAGCCACAAUGGGUAGUAAUGGGAUGUUUCUGAAAUCCAGAUGUUGAAGGAAUAAUGUGGAAGAGGGGAACCUCAAAUAUACUAAGCCCUUUGCCCUUCAUCUCAUUCUCAUUGACUUCAGAAGAACCAUAGAGUUUGCUUUUGGACCCUCUGGCUUACAAUUGCUUGAUUCUGACCUGAACCUGGCCUCCUGUGUGAACUCUCCUUGGCCUUCCUUCUCCUGUCUGUGGAGGCUGCCUGCUGCAGGCAGGCUUUAAGCCCAUUGACCCUGAUGUCAACAGAAAGAAAUGCAUCCUCAGCAGCUGGUCAUCUCCUGGUUUUCCCUGGUUUUGCUGGCACCUCCCCUCAUGGCCAUAUGGGAACUGGAGAAAAACGUUUAUGUUGUAGAGUUGGACUGGCACCCUGAUGCCCCCGGAGAAAUGGUGGUCCUCACCUGCAAUACUCCUGAAGAAGAUGACAUCACCUGGACCUCUGACCAGAGCAGUGAAGUCCUAGGCUCUGGUAAAACUCUGACCAUCCAAGUCAAAGAAUUUGCAGAUGCUGGCCAGUAUACCUGUCAUAAAGGAGGCGAGGUUCUGAGCCAUUUGUUCCUCCUGAUACACAAAAAGGAAGAUGGAAUUUGGUCCACUGAUAUCUUAAGGGAACAGAAAGAAUCCAAAAAUAAGAUCUUUCUAAAAUGUGAGGCAAAGAAUUAUUCUGGACGUUUCACCUGCUGGUGGCUGACGGCAAUCAGUACCGAUUUGAAAUUCACUGUCAAAAGCAGCAGAGGCUCCUCUGACCCCCAAGGGGUGACUUGUGGAGCAGCGACACUCUCAGCAGAGAAGGUCAGAGUGGACAACAGGGAUUAUAAGAAGUACACAGUGGAGUGUCAGGAGGGCAGUGCCUGCCCGGCUGCCGAGGAGAGCCUACCCAUUGAAGUCGUGGUGGACGCUAUUCACAAGCUCAAGUACGAAAACUACACCAGCAGCUUCUUCAUCAGGGACAUCAUCAAACCGGACCCGCCCAAGAACCUGCAACUGAAGCCAUUAAAAAAUUCUCGGCAUGUGGAAGUGAGCUGGGAAUACCCUGACACCUGGAGCACCCCACAUUCCUACUUCUCCUUAACAUUUGGCGUACAGGUCCAGGGCAAGAACAACAGAGAAAAGAAAGAUAGACUCUCCGUGGACAAGACCUCAGCCAAGGUCAUGUGCCACAAGGAUGCCAAGAUCCGCGUGCAAGCCAGAGACCGCUACUAUAGCUCAUCCUGGAGCAACUGGGCAUCCGUGUCCUGCAGUUAGGUUCCAAUCCCAGGAUGAAACCUUGGAGGAAAAGUGGAAGAUAUUAUGCAGAAGUUUUUAAAGAGACAAUGGAAUAAGCCCCAAAAGUUAUUUUCUACCUAAUUUGCUUUUUGCAAAGGUUCAUUAUAAUGUCUUUGUAGUAGUUUUACAUUGAAAUGCCAAAUGCCCACUGAAGCAAUUAGCUACUUUAUUUAUAGAUUUUCUAGCUAGCAGGUUGCCACUGACCUUAAUGCUAUUUAAAUAUUUAAGUAAUUUAUGUAUUUAUUAAUUUAUUGUUAUUGAACACUUCUGUGUCAAGAUGUAUUGUAUGUUUCAUACUCUCAGGACCUGAUCUGUAAGGAAUAGGCCCUAUUAUGCAAAAUGUGAAUUUAUGUGUUAUUUAUACUGACAACUUUUCAAACAAGACUACAAGUGCAUCAGUUUUAUGACAACCAGUGAGAACACAGUGUUCUGAUGCCAGCACCAAUAAUAUGUUUGUGAUGGAUGGGAACACAGAAACAGUUAAACAGAAGCACGGAGACAUGAAUCCAUUUGAAAAGGUUCUGGUGACCGAGAUGUUAGUUCCUGUGUCCAUGAAGAUUUCCUUGAGGUGGUGUUGCUAAAGCAAUUCAGGACCACCUGCACUUCUAAGCAAGUUCAGUUGUUUUAUUUUUGUUGUUGGUGGUGGGUUUUUUUGGGGGGGAGGCAGUUGGAUGCCUGAAUUUAGAAAGGACUAAAAAAAUAACUGAAAUUGAAAUUCAGCUUCAGCUACCCUGGCAGUCCCCACCUCCAUCUAUCUGUAAGACAUCGGAGAGUGACCCAGAGACAUUGUAAGUGUCUGGAAAGUAAAAAGGUCUUAGGAUCCAAGAGGGAGAACAAGUAUAGUACGGCCAAGCAAACAAAAUUGUCAAAACUGCCAGCUGCUUUUUAAUAGCCAUGCAAGAAAACACAGAGUUGCAAAGAAAACAAUCAAGAAUUGCUUACUCAUCAGCAUGAGUGACCCUGACUGGUGGAUAUGACCGGACAGUGCCAAUCACUAAGGUGCUACUUUUAAGUAAUGAAUGUGCUUUCUGUAAAGUGAUUUCAUUUGUUUUCUGUUUACUUAUUUCUGACAGUGAACUAAUAAAAAUAUAAUUCUUCUUUGCAAUAA
Neofelis nebulosa (Clouded leopard) is the source of this 2842-nucleotide messenger RNA. It is a transcript of the gene IL12B, whose product is annotated as interleukin 12B. Gene Ontology annotation, biological process: immunoglobulin mediated immune response; cytokine-mediated signaling pathway. The transcript is spliced from 8 exons. The record is from RefSeq and is a predicted model, not a curated record. The coding region runs from base 724 to 1713 and encodes 329 amino acids. NCBI's taxonomy places the organism in Eukaryota, Metazoa, Chordata, Mammalia, Carnivora, Felidae. Gene Ontology annotation, molecular function: protein binding; cytokine receptor activity. Gene Ontology annotation, cellular component: membrane; external side of plasma membrane.